Molecule: messenger RNA, 2315 nt
Organism: Ectocarpus sp. CCAP 1310/34
Lineage: Eukaryota; Phaeophyceae; Ectocarpales; Ectocarpaceae
Source: the annotation of a GenBank genome assembly
AACAUCAGCGGACACAACCUGGCCAAGCCCCCCUCGCUCACGCUGCAAAGAUGGCGAAGGUCAUCCGGAGAGAUCUUGAGCAGAAGCUAGCGGCGCUGGAAGGCGCCGAGUGGGACAGCAUGAGCGAGAGCGACCUCAGCGGCGGGGAGGCAUCCGAUGGCGAUGAGCUUAAGCCCCCGCCGCUUCCCCGACACGCUAAGAAGGCCGGGCGCAAGGGCAAGGGGGGGGGGUCGGUGGUUCCUGUGGGGCCUGCGGGAGAGCCCUCGGGCGUGGUUUACAUCGGGCACAUCCCGCACGGGUUUUACGAGGAGGCGAUGAAUGGCUUCUUCAAGCAGUUCGGGGACGUCAUCCGGGUUCGCAUCUCCAGAAGCAAGAAGAGCGGACGUUGCAAGGGCUACGCUUACGUGGAGUUCGCAUCUCCGGAGGUUGCCCAGAUCGUGGCCGAGACCAUGAACGGGUACUACCUGUUCGACAAGCAGCUGGUGUGCCGCGUGCUCAAGUUCGAGGAGAUACACCCCAACCUUUUCGACGGCGCAGGGGUGAAGUUUCGCAAGGUCAACUGGCACGGCCUCUACAGAGAGAAGUACAACGCCGACAGAACUCAGGUAAAGGACGAAAAACACACAGCCAAGCUGCUCAAAAAGGACAAGGCCAAGAAGGACAAGCUCGCCAAGCUCGGCAUCGACUACGAUUUCCCGGGGUUCGUGGCAACUCUAAAGGACCGGAACGUAGCGAAGGGACCUUUCCAAAAACCCAAAGGCGCCAAACAGAACAAAGAAAGCGCCAAGGUGGAAGACGGGAAGGGUGGGAAGGAGACUUGGGGGGGGCGGGGCGGGGAGGGGGCAUCGAACGCGAACGACAAGAGAUCAGCGGCCAAAGCAGAAGCGGCUGCAAAGGCGUCAUCAAAGGGGGAUGACGCACCCAGCGCGAAAAAGUCGAAGAGCUCGGCACAACCAGCAACAGUCGCAGCGAAAUCAACACCCAAGGCCAAGGGGAGCGCCAAGAUGCCCUCCAAGCCAACAGAAGCGGAGGAGAAAGACGUUGCCGCCGCCACUUCCAGCGGGAAAUCACUGGAGAGCGUCAAGGGCAAGAAGGGCUCCGGGAAAAAGGUCAAGGCCCCCAAGAUGCCUGAACCCACCGUCGUUGCUAGCGUAGGCUCGACGGGCAAGAAGAAGAAAGCCAAGUCGCCCAAGAGCGGCGGUGGUGCGGGCAAGAAGAGGCCCUUGGAGGAGGCGGAAGAAGCGACCCCCGCUGCGGCCUCGCCCGCCUCGACCAAGAAGCCCAAGAGCGCCAAGCGUUCCAAGGCAUGAUCCGAACGUCGGUGUAUGUAGCGAGAGAUACUGCUGAAGACUGAUGCGACGUUAGAGGGGUGCACUAUUCGGGGUAAAAUAGUACAUUUGUCUGGCGGGUACACUGUGUUGCUGUUUUGGUGAUUUUGCGGCAAAGUAAGCAAAGCAUUGCGUGCGGCCGACGGGUUUGCGUAGUGUGUCUCUCAACCCAAGGAGCAAGACGAGGGGAUUUCCCUCCAGUAGCAUGUGACCUUGUUGGUCGCGUUAAACACCGCAUCUCCGUGUGGAGGGGUUCGAAGCUCGAUUUCUCUGCUGCAGGAGCUGAGCGCGUUGGAACCGUCUCGUCGAGAGCUUUCCGCAUUCGCAUCGUUUUGAUUUGGGCAUCCUCUUGGUCGUGGAGUAGGCGGGCUUUGAAUUUCGUCGAAGGGGUGUGGUAUCUUGCGUCAAAUCACCUACGGUACAUUUGUCGGGACGCCUCCUUUCAUUUUUUGGAUACCCUGGCGUAGCUAGGUCAGCAGAUUCGUUGUGACUCUUCGCUUGUGGGACGGGUUGCAAUUUGUGUGCUUCACUUGAGUGCAGUCUACUCUCCACGGACGCCCUCUCUAGUCAGUGUAUCGGCGCACGCUCGUCGCCAAGGAAGGCUUGAUUUGAUGAGCGUGAACGGUUCAACUGGUGGUUCGCCUCUCUUGAGAAAUGAUUGUUUCGUUUGCUCGGUCAUGUCGGGAUGAAGCUGCGUGACUGUCCUCGAUUGGUGUGUUGAUGUAUGCUUACGCUAUGGCUUACCAGGUACAUACGCCCUCGGUGUGUCGCGGUUCAAGUUUGGUCUCGAUCGUUUCGUGUAUCGCUGACACGGCCAGCUAAGAGGAAAUAUUGUUGCGAUUCCCAUUGUGCAAGCGUGUCCUACUGCACCAUACCGCCUGUAAAGCCCAGGGAUAGGCGUCUAUGUUUUUCGCAAACAGGCCGCCUAGCAAGGUCGUUCUUGACUUUGCUUCCAAGACAGUUGUCAGGAAAAAAAUGCACUCGUCG